This is a messenger RNA of Scatophagus argus, 3210 nucleotides long. RefSeq names its product EF-hand calcium binding domain 14 (gene efcab14). The transcript is spliced from 9 exons. Bases 610 to 1860 code for a protein of 416 amino acids. The record is from RefSeq and is a predicted model, not a curated record. Lineage: Eukaryota; Metazoa; Chordata; Actinopteri; Scatophagidae.
CUUGAACCAAUCAACUGUGAGGUUACUUGAACGCCCUGCCCAAACAAUACUGGCAGCAAGACAGAUCGCUGGAAAUAUAUUGCUUCAUAUUUUGAUUUUAUGAUACGUAGGUUUUACUUUGUUUAUCAGUUUAAAUACUUUUUGCAGUGUUGUUUGUAGAGUGGGUUACGGCGGGGUAGGUGUUUUUAAACAUCACCGAGGCGAUGUGAAGGCAUAGCAACGAUAGCCUGUCGUUGUUAGCAUACGGUAGUGUUAGCAAGGUACCAGAUGCUAGCCGAGUUAGCUAACUUGCCGUAGCGUUAUGUGAUUACCUGGCAGCUACUAACGUUAGAAAAAGUUAUUUUAAAGAAAGUUCUUCGUGAGGGUAACGUAACGCGGAUUAAAAGUUGAACACUGCUGUGUACUAGGUGUAACCUUCAACAAGGCAGUCGGCCGACAAAGUCCAAUGUGUGUUUAUAUCCGUUAGCAUCCUUGAAAUUCAAGCUAGCAAGAGAGCAUUAAGUUAGCUGAGGUGCUACGCAAACAACAACAUCUACCAAACUGGACAAAACUUUGGAUUUAGUCGGGUUUAAAUCGGGCUCAGCGGGUCCGCUGACCCCUCAGAAGAAGAUGAAGAAGAGGAAGGAGUUAAAUGCUUUGAUCGGUCUUGGAGACAGUAAGAGAAAGAAGACCAAAAAGGGAUCUGGUCACCGGCUUCUCCGAACCGAGCCGCCUGACUCAGAGUCCGAGUCCAGCUCGGACGACGACGAGUUCAGCAAUCUAAGCAGUGGAGCUAACUUUGGGAAAAGAAGCUAUGCGCAGUGCUGCAGCGUGUGCUACCCCUUGUUUCUGUUCAUCAUACUAGCUGCCUGCGUUAUGGCCUGUGCUGGACUCAUAUGGAUGCAGAUUGCUCUGAAAGAAGAUCUUGACACACUGAAAGAAAAACUCCACAACAUGGAAUCCAGUCAGAAGGUGUCAUCAAGUGAAAUACCAAAACUAAGUGAGGACCUGAAAAACAAGGAGAGAAAGUUUGAUGACAUUGAAAACGGGGCCAAGGGGUUGAGCAAACUUUGGUCUAAUCUAACAGAAAUGAACAGAAAGAUCAGUUUGCUGGACUCUGCCGUAAACCAUUUAAAGGUCAACUUGAAAUCAGCUGCUGAUUUAAUCAGUCUUCCCACAACAGUUGAAGAGCUUCAAAAGAGUGUUGCUACUAUUGGCAGCACGCUAACAAGUGUGCAGCAUGAUGUAAAGACUAUGCAGGCUGCUCUUGAAAAUCAGAAGAAAGAUGACGACUUGAAGAAGACAAUGGAUAUAACAGACCUGAGAAAAGCAGUGAGUGAGGCUAAUAAAACGGAGGAGCUCCACCAUACACAGGCUGAAGAGCAGAUCCACAAUCUUCUCUCUAUGGUUGCAGAUCUUCACCAGAGAGUGUUGUCAUUAGAGAAGGGGGCAGUCCAACGUUCAAAGGCCAAUGACACAGCAGCUCAGCUUCCGGUCACCAGUGAAAGUCCAGUAACCAAGACGGUGAAUGAAACUAGUGAAACCAAAGCAACACCUGGGGAUGUACAAGACAUGUCCACGCCACUGACAGAGCCUCAGAUGAGCAGACGUCCACGUUUCUCAACUCCAAACCGCUCUAAGAGAAAUGCUGAGCCAAGAUGUCCAAAGAGUGUGCUCCUCCCUGGUGUCGCUUCUCUGAAAGACUUGGAAAACAUCUUCCAUCAGACAGGAGUCGAACAUAAUUCACUGGGACUGACUUACCAUAGCCUGAGUAAAGUACUUGGAACAUCAACUCCCAGUGCUCGUACCAUGGCAUGUUUUGACAAUGACGGAAACCAGAGGUACUCCCUAAAGGAGCUGAGAGCUGCUGUAGGUUUGUGAGUGCAUUAUCAUUGACAGCAGUGAACAGUAUUGGAAUAUGCAGUGGAGUUAGGGGGUUCGGAGAUCCCAGCCCUCUCUGUAACUACUGCACUUUUGUGAACUGAAUAUUCAUCAUACUGAUUGUGGAACAGUGGCGCUGGCAUGCCCCCUACUCACUACUCGCUACCUGGUCUAUUGCAAUACACUCUUCCACGAAACAUGAGCUUAAAUUUUAAAGUUGAUCCAUUUGAGCACCUGUACACAAAAUAUUCAGCUCUUAUUUUAGCAAAUUCCAUGGGUAUUAAGAAAGAAGCCAUGGAAAUAAGUGUUGUGAAUUAUUUUGAAUCCUGUUUUUUUUUUUUGCUGCACCUGUGUUAGUUAGUUUGUUUUCAACUAGUCUGUCUCAUGUUCAUGUAACAUUUUUGUCUGGAGGCUGCAGUUGUCAGUCUAUUGCAGAUGUCUCCACCCAACAAACAUCUGGUACAACUCACCUUAACCUUAUUUAUAGUACCUGAGAUACAAUGUUAUGAAUGUUUACAAAUGACUACUAGAAAUACAAUGUUUUUGUGAGUCGUUUUGUUCUUUUUAGACAGAUUCCUUCACUGAGACACACAGUCGAGCAUUCACAGGCUGAAGAGCAGGACUUUGGUGUGCUCCUUUCUAAGCUAAAUGAAGUUUCAGUAUUUUUUCCCCCUCAUUUAUCUUAAGUCCAUUGCUACAUUAUGAUUGUGUUUAGUCCACCUGUGCUUUAUUUUUGCAAUUUUCAGUUCUACAAGUUUUGAAGGGCUAAGAACACUUAAUUCAGAAAGAAUUUUGAGACAGUAACUCUUGCGGCAUAUGUAGCAAUAAAAAAAUGAUAUCGCUAUUGCUUGUUUAAAGUUGCAGUAGGCAGAAGGCACACCUAGCUUACAAUGUGUAACAGGUAGUAUAAUAAGCACUGACAUCUCUCUUUACUUGAUUCAUUUUAUUCCAUUUUAUGGGCCUAAUAAUGAUGUAUUUACAGAUUUGUCAUACUGAGACAUUGUUGUAUUCUGUAAAAAUGGUUCAAAUGUAUUCCCACAUUUCCGGUAUCUUGUGAAGGGGGUAGGGUUGGUAAAACUUUACUUGUCUUAAUCUAAACGUUGUACAUUUUUUAAAAAAAAUAAUUCUGUUGUGCUUUGCAUGUUGCUUAUAAUGUAACAUGAACCAGUUAUUUAUAAACUUAACAUAGUCGACUACAUCUUUUUGCAGGAUAAUGGUUACUUGAGAUCAAAAUGUAACAGCUUUGGCCAUUAUGACAGAUUUUUGGAUCCAUGCUGCUACUGUACAUGGGGGGUUUUAUGAAUGUGUUUUUGUGUGAGCACCAAUGAAUAAACACAAUUCAAAGUUUGA